GAUACAAUAUACGUAUGUUACAAUAAAUAAGCUAGCCAAAUUCUCGUAACUAUUUAAAAUAUUGAAAUAAUCGCAAUGUAUAGAAAACUAGCCAAGGGAAUGAAAAAAAGCGUGACCACAGAAAAACCUAAGAAGAACGGUAAAACUGUUAAAGGUGCAAUGAAUAUUUCCGGGGUUAGCCCGAAGGUACUAUCUAAUGAAGAAGCAUGUGGUAUAUCAAAGUCAAUAAGUGAUUUUAUACGCCGGGAAGUUGCCAAUGCCAUGAUGACUGGAAUACUCAAUCCAAAAGCUAUACAAGCCGCUGAAUCAACUUGGCGAGGCGGUAAUGAAUUUGUAAAGCUUGAUGACGUAAAGGACAUUGUCUACAAAAUCAUCCCCAACUUGGAUGGUUCGAUUAUAAAAAGCGACACAAAGCAGGUCGAGGAAACCAUCAAACGAAUUAAAAAUCGGCUCUUUAUUGUCGAAGAAUCUGUAAAAAAGAUAGAAAGCCGUAUAACUGCGAUAGAGCAGUCAUUAGGGCCGGUGCGAGCCCAGAAUACCGUCAAUGUGCCCUUCUUGGACCCGUUGGUUCCUUCGAGCUCAAUGACUCGACUUCCAGAUAUUUCCAAGAUUCGGCUGCCACCUCAGUCGUACGAUGUAAAUAUAAGUGAAAGUAGCGAAGAGGAUUCGGACUAUCUUGAUAAAAAAUUUGGUUCAGAGGGUCCCAUUUUGUCUCGACCGGGCAAAGACGGUAAAAAGAUUUGCGAUUAUGAGCUAAUAGAUAAAUAUAAUAGACAGGAAGGCGGAAGGGAACAAACUCUGAAGAAGGCGAUAUUUCCUUCACAGUCCCUGGCUUUGGAUGAUAAGACUGAAUUACAACACCGUAUGGCCGAGAGGCGACUGUUCGAGACAAACAUGCUUCUGUAUCAAAAAUCUCCUUUCACGCUUCACCUUAACAGUCACAAGGACCAUGUUUCUAAUGCCCUUGGCUUCCCUAGCUCAAAAGUGACUCCUAACCACGAAUUCCGAUCAAGAAUUCGUAGAACAGAAUUUACAAGAAAUACCGAAGAGUCUCAAUGGCUCUUUGAGCAAUAGUUGAUUAGGAUUUAAGCUUUAACUUGAAUUUGAUUUGAUGUUU
Messenger RNA from Drosophila bipectinata, 1117 nucleotides. RefSeq lists its product as uncharacterized. The record is from RefSeq and is a predicted model, not a curated record. Lineage: Eukaryota; Metazoa; Arthropoda; Insecta; Diptera; Drosophilidae.